Microthlaspi erraticum is the source of this 1494-nucleotide messenger RNA. The record is from the annotation of a GenBank genome assembly. Lineage: Eukaryota; Viridiplantae; Streptophyta; Magnoliopsida; Brassicales; Brassicaceae.
AUGCCUCAGGCACCGAUGCCAGAGUUCUCCAACUCCGUGAAGCUUAAGUAUGUCAAACUUGGCUAUCAAUACUUAGUCAAUCACUUCUUGGGUCUUCUUUUGAUCCCGAUCAUGGCAGUCAUCGCCGUUGAGCUUCUUCGGAUGGGUCCAGAAGAGAUUCUUAAUCUUUGGAACUCACUUCAUUUUGACCUAAUUCAGGUUCUAUGUUCUUCGUUCUUUGUUAUCUUCAUCUCCACCGUUUACUUCAUGUCCAAGCCACGUACCGUUUACCUCGUUGACUACUCUUGCUACAAACCACCUGUCACCUGCCGUGUUCCCUUCGCAACUUUCAUGGAACAUUCUCGUUUGAUCCUCAAGGACAAGCCCAAGAGCGUUGAGUUUCAAAUGAGAAUCCUUGAACGUUCUGGCCUUGGUGAAGAGACUUGUCUCCCUCCGGCUAUUCAUUACAUUCCUCCCACACCAACCAUGGACGCAGCUAGAAGUGAGGCUCAGAUGGUUAUCUUCACGGCUAUGGACGAUCUCUUCAAGAAAACCGGUCUAAAGCCUAAAGACAUUGACAUCCUCAUUGUCAAUUGCUCUCUUUUCUCUCCCACUCCAUCGCUCUCCGCUAUGGUCAUCAACAAAUACAAGCUUAGGAGCAACAUCAGAAGCUUUAAUCUUUCCGGGAUGGGCUGCAGCGCGGGCCUGAUCUCAGUAGAUUUGGCCCGUGAUCUGCUUCAAGUUCAUCCCAAUUCAAAUGCAAUCAUAGUCAGCACGGAGAUCAUAACGCCUAAUUACUACAAAGGGAACGAGAGAGCCAUGUUGCUUCCCAAUUGUCUCUUCCGCAUGGGCUCUGCUGCCAUUCUCAUGUCGAACCGUCGGUCUGACCGAUGGCGAGCCAAGUACAAGCUUUGCCACCUUGUCAGGACACACCGUGGCGCUGACGACAAGUCUUACUACUGUGUCUAUGAGCAGGAAGAUAAAGAACGACACGUUGGCAUCAACUUGUCCAAAGAUCUCAUGGCCAUCGCCGGUGAAGCCCUUAAAGCUAACAUCACCACAAUAGGUCCACUUGUCCUACCGGCAUCGGAGCAGCUUCUCUUCCUCUCAUCUCUAAUCGGACGUAAAAUCUUCAACCCGAAAUGGAAACCAUACAUACCAGAUUUCAAGCUAGCCUUCGAACACUUCUGCAUUCACGCAGGAGGAAGAGCAGUGAUCGACGAGCUACAGAAGAAUCUACAGCUAUCAGGAGAACACGUGGAAGCCUCAAGAAUGACAUUGCAUCGUUUUGGUAACACUUCAUCGUCCUCUUUAUGGUACGAGCUUAGUUACAUCGAGUCUAAAGGGAGAAUGAGAAGAGGAGAUCGAGUUUGGCAGAUUGCGUUUGGGAGUGGUUUCAAAUGUAACUCUGCUGUGUGGAAGUGUAACCGUACGAUAAAGACACCUAAAGAUGGACCAUGGUCCGAUUGUAUCGACCGUUACCCUGUCUUUAUCCCUGAAGUUGUGAAACUCUAA